UCUAUACGAAUUAUUUCUCAAUUUAAUUUCUAUGAGAAAAUUUAUUUAAUGAAUUGUAUUUGAUAAAAAUUUUUGAAUCUGUGAAUUAUGGCUAAGCCUUUUAACUGUAACGGUUCUGAUAGCUCUCGGUUUUCUCACCUGUUUAUAUUUGUUUCUAUCUUACUCAUUGCUCCCUUCACUCUCAACUCUACUUGACUCACAUUAGUUCACACAUUGUCACCAUCAUCACAAUCAUUUCUAUCUCUUAUUUGAUUCAUUUAUUCUGUUCACAUCUGUUUAUGUUCAAUUGUAAAUUAAUUUGGCCCACUGUCAUUUAAUGAUUGGUAACAACUAAACAACAAUGGCCUCAGCCAAGACCAGAGAAGCUCAAGAAUGUAUUGAUCGAGCUGAGAAAAGUUUGAAGACAUCAUUAUUCAAAUGGAAACCUGAUUUUGAUAUUGCUGCUAACGAAUACCAGAAAGCAGCUACUGCAUACAAAGCUGGCAAAGAAUAUGAAAAGGCACUCGACUGUUGUAUAAAAGCUGCAGAUUAUUUCCAGCAAAAUCGCCAAUAUUUUUCAGCAGCCAAAUCUUUUGAACAAGCAGCAUUGAUUGCUGGUAAAGAUAUGCAAAAAUGGUCAGAUGCUAUUAACCUUAUUGAAAAGGCUUGCAAACUAUUCCAAGAACAUGGAGUUCCCGAUACUUGUGCAUUGGUCUAUGAAAGAGGGGCUAAAAUGGUGGAGCAAGUGGACCCAGAAAAGGCUGCACAUCUCUAUGCUCUAGCAGCUGAAGUUACUUUGAUUGAAUCAAAGAAUUUCCAAGCCGCAGAUUAUGCUGCAAAGGCAGCUCGUGUUUACGCAAAAAUACAAAAGUAUGAUGAUGCAUUGAAAAUGCUUGAAAAACAAAUGAUGUUUCUUCGUGAAAUUGAAGAUGAAAGAGCCUGUGGACGACUUGUGGUUCAUCUUGUUCUUAUGCAGUUAAUUCGAGAUGACAUCGUGGCCGCUACUAAAGCUUUCGGCGAUUAUGCUGUUUUUGUUGAACAAGAAGAAAAAAAUACUCUCAACCAACUUCUUUAUGGUUUCGAUAAUAUGGAUUCCAGAGAAAUCAUUACAGCUUUGAAUCAUCCUUUCAUCAAAAGUCUCGAUAUUGAAUUUGCUAAAAUCGCUAGAACUUUACAGCGAAAACAUGAAGCAAUCCUUGGAAGGUCGGAAAAUAAAAAUGAUGCCGAAGCUGGGGAACAAUCGGCAGUUGAUGAUGAAGCUGGUCUUUUACUUUAAUUCCUUACUGAUUGUGUUUAAUGUAUAGAAAUUAUAUCGAAAUCGAAGGAGGAAAAAUGGUUGAAUUUCCCUUGAGUGCUUUUGGAAACAAUUACUGCGUGUCUCGUUUAAGCUCAGUCCAGUUGUUGAUCAUUGAUUUACAAUUAUAUGCACAAUUUGUAAAUCAUAUCUUUUAUCGAUUUUGUUUCAAUCUCUUUUCUGCAAUGCUAUUUCAAUCAAACAAGCCAUUGCAAUAUCAGUCAUCAAUAAUAUGCUAAAAAAAUUAUCUUAAGCAUUCAUCUCAAUGCAGUAUUAAAUUAUCAGUAAAAAAUGUUUGCUGAAUUUUAGCAGGAAUAAAAUUAAAAAUUAAUACGAAAAAGGUUAUAUUAACGAAAACGAUUUCUUUUUUUAAGUGACAUAAUUUAAUAUUAUAAACUGCUAUAGCAAAGAAUAAAAGUUAUCAACAAAAUGAUUUGAUUCAAACAAAAA
Molecule: messenger RNA, 1723 nt
Organism: Tetranychus urticae (two-spotted spider mite)
Lineage: Eukaryota; Metazoa; Arthropoda; Arachnida; Trombidiformes; Tetranychidae
Product: gamma-soluble NSF attachment protein
Biological process (GO): intracellular protein transport
Cellular component (GO): vacuolar membrane; SNARE complex
Molecular function (GO): soluble NSF attachment protein activity; syntaxin binding
Source: RefSeq, a predicted model, not a curated record